Messenger RNA from Lindgomyces ingoldianus, 849 nucleotides. RefSeq lists its product as uncharacterized. The record is from RefSeq and is a predicted model, not a curated record. The transcript has 11 exons. Bases 1 to 849 code for a protein of 282 amino acids. Lineage: Eukaryota; Fungi; Ascomycota; Dothideomycetes; Pleosporales; Lindgomycetaceae.
AUGGCUGGGGUAACUUUCUUUGAUGGUAUGAAUGCGGAGCGGGUCGAUACCUCAACUACGCAAUACUGUGAAAAUUGUAUGCAAGCCAUGUUGCUGGAGGCUCAGAGAGAGGCAAGAUGUUGCGGUUGGUAUUUGAUUUUUCAGAAACUUUGUGAAGGGUUGUUAGUUAAGAAAAUAUUAGCCAACUCUGCCUUCGCUAUAUGGCAUGGAAAGUGUCCGAACAACCCAGAAGCAAAUUUCUAUCGGCAAGUAUGGGUCGUCAAUCUGAGCAUGAAGAAAGUCUUGGGGUAUGGGAGUGACAUUAACACGGUUCAUAUUGCUUUCAUGAAUGAAGUGAUUGAAAAUGUCAUCAUGUCAGAAAUAGUGGGUGUGGAGGUUGCACGUCAGCAGGCCAACGCUAAAGGAUUUUGUUGGCCUGAUGAAAUCUCUGCUGGACUGGUCUCUUCAAAUCCUCUUCCCCCCAAAAUCAAGAUGAGCAAGAUUGGUGAGGUUGAUGAUGAGCAAAAUCAGGAGCUCACAAUUCUUACGUCGUCUGCCGCAGCACCUCUACGUACAGCUAGAAUCCAGCAAGCUCAAGUCCUUCCUGAGUAUCCGCAAACACUACCUAGAGGGUAUACAUAUUGUGUUAGUACAGAUAAGAGGGAUAUUCAGGAGGUGCUUCAAGAAGCAUUAGCAUUUCAAUACUGCCGCAAGAAUAAAGCGAAGAAGAAAGGCACUACUUGCCUCUACCUGGGCGGCCAGGCUUUGCGGUGGAAAUACCAAUGCACUGGGGCAAAGUAUUGUCAAUACCUUGAAAACAGCUUACGAACACGUUCACAUUCUUCGUCAAUAUCGACGAACUCCUCUUAG